Chelonus insularis is the source of this 1347-nucleotide messenger RNA. Its product is annotated as putative OPA3-like protein CG13603. Lineage: Eukaryota; Metazoa; Arthropoda; Insecta; Hymenoptera; Braconidae. The transcript has 5 exons. Gene Ontology annotation, cellular component: mitochondrion. The record is from RefSeq and is a predicted model, not a curated record. The coding region runs from base 298 to 945 and encodes 215 amino acids. Gene Ontology annotation, biological process: regulation of lipid metabolic process.
CGGGCGUCUGAGUGCGUGCCUCCGACCUCGCUCAACGGAACACCGCCAUUUUCAUUUAGCGCGAGCGGCGACACGAGCAUCAGCGCCGACAGAGCCUUUCCGGGCCGCCCCACUACCGUCGAGCAGCGCACGCACUCCUCUGUGUCAUAGAAAAACACAUCAUAGAGGCGCUACUGUUGAAUUUAAAUCCCUUUUAUUACCACCAGGGACACAACUAGGUGGUUUCCAACGAACGACAAACAAAAAUCAAAGGACGCUUACUAAAUUUUUAAAUCUACUUAACAAUUGAAAAUAAUAAUGGCUGUGGGUGCUUAUCCACUUGUAAAACUUGGAAUAUUGUUCCUAAAACAAGUAAGCAAACCAGUAGCCAAAGUUCUUGUAGAGCAAGCGAAAAAUCAUCCAGUUUUUAGAACUUAUGUGAUUGUUCCUUUGGCUCAAAUGUAUCAUUGGGCAGAAGUAAAGACAAAAAUGUAUGUAAUGAAUCUUGGCAAACCAACAAAAGUAGCCAAAUUAAAUGAACAAAUGGCUAUUGAACUUGGUGCUAAUUUCAUGGGUGAAAUUAUAAUUUUUACUAUUACUGGUGGUCUUAUCAUUUUCGAAGUUAGAAGAAGUGCAGCCAAAGAAGCCAAAAAAGAAGCUGCCCGAGAAGCCCAACUGAUCAAAUUUACUGAAGAUAUUCAAGCAUUGUUCGAAGCUUCAGUUCAACAAGAAAAACAGCUUAAACAAUUAACUAGUGUAAUUGAAGAACUUGCGAAGAAAACAAAGAGUAAAAUUGAUGUAGAAAAAUUGAAACAACUAGCAGAGCCAAUACAUAAUAAUGGACGUGAUAUACUUGAUAACAAUAGUGAUAAAAAUCAAAAUAAUGACAAUAAUAAUAAUAGAUCUGUGGUUAAUCGUGCAAUUGAUUAUUAUGAAAAAGAUGUUAAAGGGAGUAAACUUAGUUAAAAAAAUUAUUAGCACGAAAAAAAAAAACAACCAGUGUCACAUGGAAUUAAUUUAAUGAAGAAAAAUUAAUCAAUUAAAAGUAAAGGAACAGGUGACAGAGCAUUUAUUUCUACAAAAAUACUUUUAUAAUUCAGGACUUCUUAAAAAAACACGUUUUUGUAUGACUCUAGUCAUUUUAUUGCUCGAUUAUAAUCAACAUUUUUUGAUUCUUUGAUUGAUUAUUUUUUAUUCAUAGAAUCACUUGGCACUGUUUUUAUCGUUAAUGAAACCUGAAAAAUCUUGUACAUAACAGCCGGCUGCGAGUACGCAAAUGUAUCAUAUAAGUAUUGAUGAACUUAUUGAUUGACUAUCAGUAAUAAAAGUAAUUAACUCAUAUAAAUAAUAAAUAAAUUUCAAUACAAA